This is a messenger RNA of Zootoca vivipara (common lizard), 12399 nucleotides long. NCBI's taxonomy places the organism in Eukaryota, Metazoa, Chordata, Lepidosauria, Squamata, Lacertidae. The record is from RefSeq and is a predicted model, not a curated record.
GCCGCAGCCCAGCCCUGUCCAGGUAAGCUGCAGCGACUGUGGUGCUGAGAGGGAAGCCCCUCCCCACAACACUGACUGUCACUGCAGGUUCCUCAUUCCUGGCAGCAAAUAUACAGGUUUUCAAACAAGAAUCUUUCCCAGUCCCUUUCUUCAACCUUUAGAAUGGACAAAAAUCUCAAUAUUCUGGCAGGUGUAUUAAUUUUGGAAGUUUGAAGUAAAGCUAAAACAAAAACAAUUUUUUUCCCUUCCAAUAGCACCUUAGAGACCAACUAAGUUUUCUUUGGUAUGAGCUUUUGUGUGCAUGCACACUUCUUCAGAUCAGAUCAAGCUGGUUGUUUUCUUCUUUUCAUUUUAUUACAUCGUGGAUUUUUCUGAAAAGAAAUUAAUUUAUCUUAAAGGUUUCUUUCCCUGUAUUGUGUGCAUUCUUUUGUGUGUGAGAGUUUUACAUUUGGUUAUACAUCUGUCUUUGAGUUUAGCCUCAAUCUUUUAAAGGAAACUGUUUUAAGCAAUUUACCAGUUCUGAACAGAUAGAAUUGACUUGCCACUUUGAAGAGGGGAAGCCUAUAGUGGAAAGUCAAGCGGAAGACCUAUAUAUAGCCAUUGGUUGUAACGGUGUUGGUUUGGUGGUUGUGAUUGCUUCUCUAAACAAUUUCCUGGCUAGUUGAUUGUGGCAUAUGGAACCUUUAGCACACAGAUGACACUGUGCUGCUGCUGAUCAGUAUCUGAGUGAUUAAUGCUUAUUCAUUUUAAUUUUUUCUGGAUGCUCCCAAAUGAAUUAUCUGUGAAAGGUAAUGGGCCAUCAUGGUAAAAUGAAACUCCAGUAGUCUUCAUUCACAACCAUAGUUUAGCACUACAUGGAUGAGAUUCCACAUUCCCCCUACAUAGGAACAUAGGUAGCUGCCAUGUACCAAGUCAGAACCAUUCUAACUUAGAAUUGUCUACACUGACUGGCAGCAGAUCUUUAUGGUUUCCAGUGGGACAUUCCCAGCCCUACCUGGAGAAGACUUAUACUGAGUUUAGUUUUGCUUUCAAAUAAAAUUGGCUUAGUGUUAGGGAUUGCAGUUUACAACAUGGGUUAUGAAUAUGGCCUGUUUGUUGUACUCAGGAUUGCUUGCUACUGUGGGUCUAAAGGUAUUUACUAACAAUAUCAUUCAUAAUGGAUAGUUGCAAGGAAAAAAAAACUAUUGGUCAUGCCAUGAUAAAAAGAUGGAUUCCUGGAGGCUGCAGUAGGGGAAAAAAGAGGAGGACAGAACCUCAGAACGGAUGAAACAAACUCUGAUUCUUAGGCUAGGAUGCUUCUCUUUCUCUUUCUCUUUUUAAUAUGCUGGGAUUUGUGUUUUUUAUUGAAGCAUUCUUUCUUCUCCCACCUCCAGUAUCCUGAAGUGAUGCAGUCCCAACCAGGAGGGCUAGACUGCAUGCUUCUGUAAAAAAAAUAGAUUUGUCUGCCUCAAAGUAUCCUAUGAAUGAAUAUUCCAAGGGGCUGCAGGGAUGUGCCUGAUUUUUUCAAACAUAUUUUAUCCUGAGGGUCUUGGUGGUUCAUUUCAGUUUCAUUGAAAUUGGCAGAACUUAGUGCAUGCUCUUAAAAAGUUGCCUAUAAAUUUACUGAUGCAAUCACGGUCUCUUUAAUACUUCCAGGGCUAAAUCGGGAUUGGAGCUGUCAGGACAAAAUAUCUUAUGAUGCCUAAAAGGAAAGAGAAGGAAAUGCAAAGUGAUGCAUUAAGAAAACAUUGACGUUUUUUCAGAUUCAAUGGCCGACUUAAAUGGUUGUCAAGACUCCUGACACAGACAUUUUUCUGGGCAUCAUGGAUUUUCAGGAAUAUAGCCUGCAAAGCAGUCUCAAAAAGUAGCACCUGCCCUCUAAUCUUUUAUUAUCUUCACUGGUUGUAAAAAUGGCCAGCAAAAGGAAAUCCACAACGCCUUGCAUGAUACCACCAAAAACACUGGCACUGCAGGAGUCACAACCAGACUCUGUUGGAGUUGAUCAUGAAGGAUCUCAACAGUCUGUAACUCCUGCAACUCUGCCUAUUAGUGACACUGUUGUUCACAAUAAUCACAAAAAUGGGCUGUUGUCCAAUGGACAUAGUGGUAUCUUAGAUGGUGAUACUUACAGAUGUAUGUAUUGCAAUUUUGGCUCUCGAGACAUUAAUGAGUUCCUUGGUCACCUUGAUUCUGAGCACAUAGACUUUAGCAAAGGCCCGUCCUUUGUGUGUGUGCAGUGCAGUUUCCUGGUCAAGAGUCACAAAGAGCUUUCUUGCCACAACGCAGAGUGCCACAUUGGGGAAACUGGCUUAAUCUGGAAUGUCGUGAAACAAGGCAAGCACGUGAUUGUGGAGCAAACUAUUGGAGAUACCAGCAGCAGCAGCCAGGACCUUCUGGGGGACCUCCCUGAGGAAGGUCAAGACAGCCAAGCUGAAAUUAUCAUUACCAAAACACCCAUUAUGAAGAUAAUGAAAACGAAACCAGAAGUGAAAAAAAUCCACACACUGAAAGAAAACGUAUCUAGUAAACCAGUCAAGGAUCUGGAGAAAAAAGUUGGCGAGCAGCCAUUCACCAAUGGACCGGUGCCAGUGAACCAAUCAUCAACAGGAACAGUUAAACCAACACAUGUUGUCAAUGGCUCAAUAAUAGGAAAUGUACCUGUUUUGCAGGCAGGCAUCACUCAAUUUGUGCAGCUGCAGCAGCAGCAGCAGCAACAGCAGCAGCAGCAGCAACAACAACAACAACAACUUCACCAGCAGCUACCCACAUCAAAAUCCCUUCCCAAGGUUAUGAUUCCCCUGAGCAGUAUCCCAACAUACAAUGCAACAAUGGACUCUAAUAGCUUUCUGAAAAACUCUUUCCAUAAGUUCCCUUACCCUACCAAAGCUGAGCUUUGCUAUUUGACUGUUGUGACCAAGUACCCAGAAGAACAGCUGAAGAUUUGGUUUACCGCCCAGAGGUUAAAGCAGGGUAUCAGUUGGUCACCGGAGGAGAUAGAAGAUGCACGGAAGAAAAUGUUUAACACUGUGAUUCAGUCCAUACCCCAGUCCACCAUUACAGUGUUAAAUACACCCCUAGUUGCAAGCCCCGGUAGUGUUCAGCAUCUCAUUCAGGCCAGUUUACCUGGCCAUUCUGUUGGGAAACCCGAAGGAGCAGGUGGUGUAUUGGUUACGCAACCAAUAAUAUCAAAUGGACUUCAAGGGACAACCUCAUCUCUUGCAAUAGCAGCCACAUCCAUUCCAAAGACUCAGAUAGCAAAGCCGCCAGCCACUGUGUCCGUUUCUAGCACUUCGUCCCCUGUGAAAGUGGUGAGUGCUGCUCCAUCGCAGCUCACUGCUUGCCCAACUAUAACUUCACAGGCAUUCUUGGAUCCCAGUAUAUAUAAAAAUAAGAAGUCUUACGAGCAGCUCUCUGCAUUGAAAGACAGUUUCUGUAAAAACCAGUUUCCUGGACAUGGUGAAGUGGAGCGGCUUACAAAAAUCACAGGCCUUAGUACAAGGGAAGUUCGAAAAUGGUUUAGUGAUAGGAGGUACCAUUGCAGGAACAUAAGAGGUGGCAAAGCUAUACAUGCUGGAGAUAACACAAUAAUAAUAGAUUCUGUGCCUGAAAUUACCUUCACCUCUUCUCCCAAAGCAACCCCAGAAUUAAUUUCCACGUUGGCAGCAACACCUGCUGUUCACACCCCAGCCCGUCGGCAAUCCUGGCAUCAGACACCCGAUUUCUCCGCUACAAAAUAUAAAGAGAGGGCUCCUGAGCAGCUCAGAGCAUUGGAAAGUAGUUUUGCACAAAAUCCCUCUCCUCCAGAGGAGGAAGUGGACCGCCUGAGGAGUGAAACCAAAAUGACGAGGAGAGAGAUUGACAGCUGGUUCUCAGAGCGGAGGAAACGGCAGGUGAUCAAAGACGCACAGCAACAGGGGGACGAUGACGCCGAAGACGACUCUGGAGAAGAUGAGGGCUCCUCGGACGACUUGAAAGCUUCCAGUGAAAAUGGCUCAUUGGAUGCAGCCACCAGCUCUCAAACGCCAGGAGAGCGCAAAGUAACCCCUAUAAAAAUCAACCUUAAGAACUUUAAGGUGACUGAGUCAAAUGGUAAAAGUGAGGUGCUAGGCUUGAGUGAAGAUGUCCAAAGAGAGAAGCCCCAGAAGCCCAAGCUAAGUUCUAAAAAGACUGCUCAGCAGAGACAUUUGCUCAAGCAGCUCUUUGUGCAGACCCAGCGACCGACAAAUGAACAAUAUGACCAAAUAUGUUCUCAUACAGGACUUCCCAGGACUGAGGUGAUUCGAUGGUUUGGAGAUAGUCGCUAUGGUUUAAAAAAUGGAAAUUUGAGGUGGUAUGAGAACUAUAAGCAUGGUAUCUUUCCUAAAGAUCUAUCGACCUCCAGUGAGGCCAGCAGGGUAGUCCUGCAGGACUAUUUCCAAAAGAACAAGGUGCUUUGUGAAGAUGACCUCCCAGGUCUGUGUGAAAGAACUCAGAUGACCACUCAACAGAUCAGGCUGUGGUUUGCCGAAAGGCUAGAUGAAGAAAACAGGGGAGUGUCAGACACAGGCAGUGAAGAUCAGUCCUCAAGUGUUGGUGAGCCAGCCGGCAGUAAAAAAGGGACAGUUGAUGCCUUUUCUGAGGUUUCUGAGAACAGUGAAUCCUGGGAGCCUGGAGGUCAAGACGGAAGCUCUGAGCUUGGAGAUCCGGAGAGUCAUCUGCCUGCAGUUCACUUUGAAAUGGAGUGAACCAGCCCUGCCUCCUCUGAAGGAUCUGCUGCUAACUUUGUGAAGACUCAGCAGCUGUGGGCCUCAUUCUGAAUCUCUGAAGGUCCUGAGGAAACACUGCCAUAAUGCCAAGAUCAUACUUUUGUAAAGCACAUUGGGGAGUUAAGCAAGAGGGAACUGAUUACUCAAGAAGACCUUAUUUUUGUGUGUGGGAAGGGGCUCAUUUUUGUAUGUUUAGUUUUAGACUAGCAGUCUGCUGCCUCAUCAAGCAUAGGAGCAGAACCGCCACAGUGGCAAAAAUUUCCCCUCUCUCAAAUAGAUUCUCCGGUUUUGUUUUCCAGUGGACGAUUUCUUUCAAACUUCCUAUUGGUAUGGAAACGGUUUUUCUUAUAUUACCGAGUGGCCUGCAAACAGGAUCAUGAAUCUGGGGCAUUGUGUUAAACGUUAUUGUUUCGUAGAACUGGACUAUCAUUGGCAUAAUACAUUCAUAAUCUUUCAGUGUUUGUUCUCUGAAGGCUGAAUCAUUGCAUAUACAGAAAGAGACAGACAUCCUUUCACCAUUGAAUCUCUAGGUAUGGAAAUAAAAGCUGCAACUGGCACCCACUCACCAGGGAGCAAGUCCCAUUGAACUCUAUGGAACUUCUGAGUUGACAUAGGGUUGUGCUGCUAAUCAUGUGUGUGGUUUAGAGACAGCUCUGGUGAGCAUUAUUCCUAGUUUUUGUGCACAAAACCAGGAUAAUAAGAAUAUGGCAGAUUACAGCCAUUCUAAUUGGGCAUCCCAUUUGGCAUGUGUUGCUGCAUGCCAGUAGGGUGGAAAUCUUGGAGGGGGGGGGGGAGAGACAACGACAACAACGAUGACCCCAAACUCUGGCAUCUGUCAUUCAUUCAUCUUUUAAUGACAAACAAUGUGAGACUUUUCUGCAGCAGAAUCUAUUACAGUACUUGAAUUAAUCUGCAAGUAUAUGAAUCAAUGCACUUUUAAAACACAUCUUAAUCCAGAUCCCUUGUUUAAAGUAAGCAAACUUAAUUUUUUUUAUUAAGAAGACUAUAAGAGGGGGAGAAAUGGCCAUGAAAGCAUUUAGUAGGCAAUCGUCACAUUUUGCAUACCCCUCCCCUACCUCUGUGUUUGGACCAGAAUUGUGCUUUAUCCCAUACCUUAUUUCAGAGGGAUGAUCUGUUGGAAACUUUUGCCAUUUCUCCCAGACUUCCUAGCCAUUUAUGAGCUGCUGCUUUCUUUUCUUUCUUUCUUUUGGUUAGGCAGCUUUGCGCUAUCUUAAUUGCACAUACAAAGUUAUAGUAGGUGUGCUUCUCCCGCUACCUACCCAAGUCUUGGCCUCUUGUUGUUUUUUAAGUAUUUUAUUUAAUUAUUUUAAUAGUAUGGAAAAAUUGUAAUUUAAUGUGCUGGGGUUUAUUUGUAGUGGCUGAAAACGUUUAUUUAAGUGAGUCAGUUUGGUGGCACUAAGUAACUGUUAUACUGAGUGGUUAUAGGGAAGUCUUCCCUUCCUUAGAACCACCUCAGGUAUCUUCUCCAGAGGUAGCACUGGAGACAAUCCCAGCUCUCUUACUGCACCUAUGUUGCAGCCACCCCCAACCUAGUUCCCCUAGAUGUUUUGGACUACUGUCGGCUCCAGAUGGGCAGGGAUCAUCGGAAUGGUCCUCUCAGAACAUCUAGAGGGGCACUGUGUUGAUUGAAGGCUGCUGUACUGAGUAUAUCUCAAGUCUCUGGUUCAGAAAGGUUGUCUUUGUGUGAUACUUCAUUCCACCUAAAUUUUGUUAGCUUGUGGCUAUCGUGUCAUCAUGAAUUAUUUUCCAACAAACAUGACUGUAUCUUGAGCCUUUAAAUCACAAGUUUGUGUGUGUUGUCCAAGCCCCCUAAAACACAACAUGGUAUUUUUCAGUCUAAGAAUUCAGCUGCGUGCGAAUCUGAAGGCGGAAAUGCACACAUUGCGUGGAGUUCUUGGAUUCUUAGUUUGGAUCUUUUUCACAACACAACCACUGAUGCUACAAUUUGAAGUGACAGCUCAUCAUGUGAGGAGGGGGGCGGUGUCCUCUUAACCCUUUCCCUUUGUAUCAUGUUUUUGUGAAAACCGUGCCUUCCAGCCUGAUUCUACAACUCCCCCUCCAUCCCGCCCUGGUUCUACCCUUCUCCAUACAAAAUAUUUUUGCACACAAUAGGAGAUACUUUAGCACCGGGGGGGGGGGGGGAUGUGCAGGUUCGCAAGCUCCGCAUAUAUUAAGCAGCAAUCCACAAAUUAAAAGAAAAGGCCUCAUCUUUCUGCUUCUGCUGUAAGGUCCAAAGUGUGACUCAUGGCUCUCCCCUUCAGUAUCAUACCUGAAGGCCAUCUAUGGCUCAAAGAUAUUUCCAUGAAAGAGGUCUUGUGAGUUCAGCUUCUGCUCUUUAUGCUCAAGUAGGAAAAGGAGCCCAGCUAGCUUGCAACGGAGCUUCAAACACAGGAACCUACUCUUAAGAUGUAGAUAGAUUUGCUGGAGUUUCUGCUUUCACACGAGAGAAGCCUUAUGACCCUAUUAGCACUUCCAUAGCUCUUUUGAGAAACUGUGUGGGAUAGCUGCUAGAACCUACUGAUGGCAUGGUCAGGCCUGUUUAUGGUUUACUUUAGAAGCAAGCGGCCUGGAUCCAGGGAAAGUUUAUGCAAUGAGUUUUGACUGAAAUAUUGUAGCUUCCUUUUACUGCAAUGCCUUCAGAGAACAAAUGUGGGUAAUUUUCUUAGGGUACAGUCUUCAAAGGAGAUUGUAGGCCACUGCUAUCAGAGUGAAUGGGAAUGAAGCCAAGCUCUCAAAUGAAAGAGCAACCUCAUUCACUUCAAUGGGAGUGGCACAGAAACAGUUCUUGGCAGUCUAUAUCCUUGCUUUUCUAUGUCUACAUACAUACAGGUUUGUUUUAAGUAUACACAUAUACAGUACAUAUAUGCAGUUAUUUUAUGCAUAGCAUCAAUAUUAAAAAUGUUCAUGUACAGAUUGCUGUGUAAUUGGAAAUCUCACUCUGCUCUUAAGAGGGAAAAAUAUUUCUGUGUGCAGUUAAAAGGACUUGGCAUCAAAUUUGAAGUGGGUGUCUUGAGGUCUACCUAAGGAUGGCAGGGUGAAGGGAUUCCUAAGGCUGCGAUGUUCAACAUCCUUACUCAGAAAGCAGGAUGUCAGAGAGACCCAGUUCCACGUAACUGGGUGUACGAUUAGAGUAGCCAAAUUUAAUAGCAGAUCAGACAUUUCUAUGAUGUACUUGGUUUGCAAGCCUUGAGUUCAGGUUUAUGGUUUGCAGACCCACAACUUCAGUGGACUCCCGUUAGCUUGUAACUAACGAGAGCCAGUGUGGUGUAGUGGUUAAGAGCGGUAGACUCGUAAUCUGGGGAACCGGGUUCGUGUCUCCGCUCCUCCACAUGCAGCUGCUGGGUGACCUUGGGCUAGUCACACUUCUCUGAAGUCUCUCAGCCCCACCCACCUCACAGAGUGUCUGUUGUGGGGGAGGAGGGGAAAGGAGAUUGUUAGCCGCUUUGAGACUCCUUCGGGUAGUGAUAAAGCGGGAUAUCAAAUCCAAACUCUUUUUCUCUUCUUCUUCUAAGUAGGUAUUUAAUUUAAAUGAUCAUUUAGGCUGGAACUGUGGCAGAGCAUCCCUGGUGUGUGCAACAGGCACACACCAACAACACUCCUAAAACAUUGCAGGCACCAGCCGCGUGGCUGUAGCAGUCUGCAGUGCAGUCAUAUAGCAUGGAUGAGUUGAACGCACAGUUCAUGGUGGUUCCUACCACAUCCGUGUCUGAUCCAACGACUGACUAGCUUUGGGCAUGUGGAUUCCAAUGGGGGCACACAACUCCCUCUCUCCAGAGCAAAUGUGGACAGAGGAGCAUAAUUGGGACCUGCAUGUCAUACUUGACUUGCUGACCUGUACCCAAUUUAAAGCCAUAUUCAGUACCUUAAUUUGAGUUUGCAAGACAGGACUGAUUCCAAAGAGAGGAUGCUAUGAGCAAUGACUAUUGCAUCCUCUUGCUUCCUCUCUCUAGCAAAACCGUAGAGUUUUAGUUGAUCUCCCCAGUGGUUUCACAGCUGUGUUUCAUGUAACAAGAAACAUCGCCACAAUUUUGCACAGGUUUUCUAGUAAGAAGUUCCAACUCUUGAACUAUGUAGAAAAUUUGGAAGAGGCUUUGCAUACUGAAGGGACCCUGGAGAGCUACUUAGAUGAAUCAGUGGUCUGACUCAGUAUAAAACAGCUUCCUAAUUCAUUUUUGCGAGUCUUUGUUUGGAGAAUGAGUUGUAGGUCUCUACCCCACCCUACAAUACAAAAGCUAAUUUUGGCAGAGAUUGGAUGUUUGGUGGUAAAACAAGUCUUUUUUACACCGAUUUAUCUACAUGAAUCAAUCUCAGUUGUAGCUAGAAAAUUAAGUACCAUUGCAGAAUUUACAGUGGAAAAAAGUUAUCCCCACACCUCUCCUAAAGAUAUUGGAGCACUUUGGUUAGAACUGUGGCUGCUUAGCUAGUUGUAGACACUGUUACAUGCUGGGCAGUUAGGCAAGGCACUUAGGAGCUGGGUUUCUUGGUGCACUGAGGAUGUUUUAUUUAUGUGUUUCGUUUUCUGAAAGCAUUUGUCUGCUUCUUCACAUUGCAUUCUGCUCCUACCCCCACGUUUCACAAGCGCAGGAGGGAAAGUACUUGGGGAGGAACCAAAGUACUCAAGCCUGUCAGUCAGCUUUGCGAACAUAAUUACAUUCAUUUAUUUUGGCUCAUUGGCUUAUUUUGAACUUGCAUUAUGACCUUACGUUUACUCUUCCUCCUCUGUCGAGUUAGUCCAUGUGUGUGUGUGUGUCUCCCCCUCCUGUCACAACAACCCUGUAAGGCAGGCAUAUCUCCCCAGAUGUUGCUGCACUACAACUCCCAUCACACUUUACCAUUGGCAAAGGCUGAUGGGAGCUGAAGUCCAACAGCAUCUAGAUGGCCACUAGUUCCUCAUUCAGGCAUGGCAUUGUUUGCUCACUCCAGGUCGCCUCUUGGGCAGGAAUUUGAACCCAAGCCUCCCCAGCCCCAGUUCAAUGAGGUGUUCACUACCCCACACUAGCUUUGGGUUGAACAGAGCCACACCACCAUAUUAACACAAACUUGGGAGUCUGUAUUGGCUUAAUGAAAUCAGGAUUAAUACUGGUGGUGCAGCUUUUGCAUAAACAAUGACUUGUUGACUGGCUCUCUUGGCAUUGCUCAAGCUGUGAGAUUAGGAGGUGCUCAGUAGAUGCUUUGACUUGACAAUGACACUCCAUAUGGCCAUCUCAUCAAAUAAAUAUUAACAUGAUGAUGGCAUAGCAUUGUGGCUAGUGCCAUCAUUGACGGUUUCAGAAUUUGGAAAUGGUGCUAGGCAAGAUCAUACAUACACAAGGUCUUAGAAACCAUUGUUCAUAAUUGAAACCUUUUUUUUAAAAAAAAAUCUCUCUCCCCCCCUCCAUUUAUACAAAAUAGGCACAUGGCAGAUGAAAUGUGGAGAUGCAAAGCAUUCUGAACCAGAAUACAAAAUGUUUUUAGAUCAAGGGAAGGGAUUGGAGUGUGUUCAGCUGCAAGCACAGAGUGUCUCUUCAUGUGGUAUUUAUUAGUCAUACUUGAAAUCUUAAUUUCAUCUGUUCCUGGUUCAUAUUGAAACUUCUGCUAGUUGUUGUUUUUAAAACUGAAAGCCAGUUGAACCAGCCUUUGGAAUGGGAAUAGCACACUGUAAAAAUUCUUAAUAAUGGGCUGGUGUGUGUGAGGCUCACCAGUAGAAUGAGCUCUACUUGUGAAGGCGGCUUGUUUAGUCUUGUGAGCUGCUAGGAAUUUCUCCUGUGCGCCCUCCAUUGAACUGAAUGAUAUUUGUAUGUGGGAGAAGACCCACAGCUCAUUGGUAGAGUGCAUGCUUUGUCUUCAGAUGGUCCAAGAUUCAACCCCUGCUAUCUCAGAUAUGCAGCAGGUGCUGUCAAAGACCUUGGAGAGCUGCCACCGAUGAUAAUAGACCAAACUGAGCCAGAUGAGGAAAUCUACCUGAUUAGGUAUAAGGCAGCUUCCUUUGUGCAACUCUCUUUCUCUAUGGGGCUGGCAAGAAAGCUUCUAGGUCAAGGAAUGAUGUAAACAUAGUGUCAGUGCAUCUCUUCUAUUAACUAGCAGUAAAUGAAUGGCUCCCUCAUAGACCCAAUGAAGCCCCAACCAGCUUUGAAAAUGCACAAGCCUGUCAGGAACUGGAUUAAUGUGUUAAUAAUUCAGUGUGUAUAAAAGGGCUGGGCAGUAGAUCAAUAUAUCAUCCAAAUCCAGUUUGAAGUCCAUAUUGUGAUAUCAGUUUCAUAAUUUUUGACAUGGCAAUAUAUUGUGAAUUUUGUGUGUGUGUGUGUGUGUGUGUGUGUGAGAGAGAGAGAGAGAGAGAGAGAGAGAGAGAGAGAGAGAGAGAGAGAGAGCUGCCUCAUGCAGAAGGCAGCAAAUCACAAGAGCAGGCACCAGCAAAAAUCACAAUGCAGGAAAAAUCAUGAAGCCAGCCUAUGCCUCUAUAGCUGUAACUGCAUCCUUACUUCAGACAUCAUGAUAUAUUGGUAUAUCGUGAUGUGUAGCUGGUGAUAUAUCAUGAUGCUGAAAACCAGAUAUCGCCCAGCCCUAGUGUAUAAACAUCGUUUCGCUUGUCUCAGAAAUCUUAACGUUUGAACUGGCAUGCACAAUAUGGAGAAUGCAUCCCACCCCCCGCAGAGCCUCUCCAUAGUUUGCUCUCAAUUUUCUCAACCUGUGCCCCUCCAGCUGCUAUUGGACUGCAACACCCAUCAUCCCUGCCCAUUGGCCACACUGGCUGGGUGCCUCUGAAUCUGUAAGGCAAUUGGAAACAAAUGGCAGCUGGUCCACUGGAUGGUCGUGUGUGUGUGUGUGUGUGUGUGUGUGUAGAGGAGAGUCCAUACAAAUUUAAGGGCUCCUACUUUUACUUGAUGCCAUUUCGCCCGUUUCUCAUUUCCAGGUCUUCUGAUAAUGACAGAUGAUGUCUGGAUCAUGUUGAUGAAGGAUAUGUUUUAUUUAAAAAAUGAAAAGAGUUGCUAUAAGGGCAUGCAAACAGUGGGUUUUUCUCAAGUGAAAAAGACCUCUCAGCAAUCUGUGCCAGAGCAAGAACUGUUGCUCUUACUGAAUUAGAGCUCCUUCCUUUCCCCACCUGUUGUUUUUAUCCCUAACAUGCUUUUCUUAUUAUGGGAGGAUCCUAGCAGGUAACCUGAAUGCCUGGAAAAAAUGAGUAAGAACAUUUGCAGAUGUUCCUGGAUAGUUUCUAUCUUUAGGAUGCUUUUGCUAUGGGUACCCAGCCAGAUGGGUGGGGUAUAAGUAAUAAAUUAUUAUCAUCCGUUCUUCUUCAACUUCGGUGAAAUUAUCUCAUAAAGCAGACCGCAACACUUACUGACUUUCAAAGCUGAUGGAAAACUGUUGCAAAUUGCACCUUCUAAUGCACCAUAGAAAUUUGAUUUAUCCACAAGGUUGCUGUAAUUUAGCUGAAAAGGGGCCCUUAGCACCAAGCUUCGGAUGGGUGGUGGUCUGCUUUUGUAUUGGGGAAAGAGGGUGGGGUUGGGCUAACUUACAAACUAGGUGAAGAAAAAAUGGAUUCUUUUUGUACUUUUGGUAAAACUUUUUGAAGAGGAAAAAGCUGAAGGUGCUGGUGCGGGUGAAUGCCAGUUCUCCUUUGGCCAGAGGGAACUGGCACCUGCUACGAUGGCACUCGCUCCUUUUCAGCAAUGACGCC